Molecule: messenger RNA, 2472 nt
Organism: Colletotrichum lupini
Lineage: Eukaryota; Fungi; Ascomycota; Sordariomycetes; Glomerellales; Glomerellaceae
Exons: 15
Coding region: 1-2472 (823 amino acids)
Source: RefSeq, a predicted model, not a curated record
AUGAAACUCUUUUCCGCAUCGCGGGAGCGUCGCGUCGAUCGGGGUUCUUUGCCCGUCUUCUUCGGAGCUGGCCCCGUCUUCUCAGCGAAUAGGCGUUUGGGUAGUGGUGAAAUUUGCCUUGGGAUCCCUAGAGAUCCCUCCCACCCUCCUCUGAGGCUCCUUCUUCCAUCUUCCCCCCUCCUCCACAUUAGAUCACGUCGCUUUAACUUUCUCAGCUUCUUUUCCAUCAUUCUCCAGGGCUCUCAUCGGGCCAUCCUCAUCGCCGCCCGUUGUGUCCAGUCCCUGGUCCUGCCCUGCGUCAUUGCAUCUAGAUCGGUGAGCAUCGAUAUUCUCUUCCCCUCUAACACCAUUUCUUUGGCACUGGGCUGCGCCAUUCCUCCGAUCCCCCUCCACACUCACUUCGAUCAACCUCAAGGCCAUACUCCGGACGACGCUUCUUCGUGCCCCUCAAUUUCUCCCUCACUCCGCCCCUCUGCCCCUCCGACAAACGCAAAACUACCACGCGGCCGCGAUGCCCCAAUUCUGGGUCGACCGAAGCAGCCCCGUUAUUUGAAUGCGAAGCCGACAUCCUUGGUCCAACACGCUGUGACAGGGGGGCUCACGAGCUACACUCUCAAUUCUGCUGGUCUGCGGGAGCAAAUCGGCGCACGUUCUUCCAAUCUUCUUUCACCACCCAUUCUCGAGUCCUAUGUCCUGACCCAUCACUCAGCCUGCCCGCAGACCAGCCGCAUCAGAAAUGGCUUCCUGCUCCGUACCGGCGGCCAAUGUCAUGUCUUGCACCCGUUCCGCCGCUAUGAUUGUGGCGCAACUGUUCAAACUAUCGCCUCCGGCGUCAUUCUCUUGACGCGAACCGAGCUGAUGGAACGCCGACUAUCCGUCCGCCAACUACCGGCUAGCAGACCCGCUAAAUACGGUCUGAUGUUGGGAAGCCUUCACUCUGGCAUGACGGGCGACCGACACGAUGCCAUCCAGCGCACCAAACCUGCACACUCUGUCAUAGCCCAGCAGGCACUAGGCCUGGCGUUCUUAACCAACCAAGGUACGGUUUCCAACAGAUCUACGAUGAUCAGACGUGGGCAAGUACUGCUCCUCGGUGGGUUUAAGCAUACCCUGCAGCGCGCGCGUGCGAAACAGAACACCCGCCCGUGCCGCCUUCUCCCCCUCACCAAGAGAGUCUCAUCCUCUGGGCAUGGUUUGAUCACGGUCGACAAUGACGAACUCGAAGCAGCCGCGCAUCCUCCACUACUGGCGGUGCAAACAUUCCUGCAAACCAAUUCCUACCAGUGCGAGACAGAGCGACGCAUCGCGUCAAUUGGACAAAUAUUGGUGAAGAACCUGCCUUUGUUCUCCCGCUACCCACCCACACCUACGGAUGAUCACUUGACUGAUCAACUUGUCCGAUGUGCGCCCUGUCGGCUGCCCCAGAGACACAAAGCGAUAACGCGACGCCCGUCCACACCCCCACCGGCAACAGCACCAGCAGCUGGAUUCGGUCCAGUCCCAGAGGCUUGUGCUGACAGCGCCGUCGUCGGGCCAUGGGCGACUAAGGCAGACCCAAUCGCCUGUCAGACUUUCUUUUUCCGAGCUUGCCGGUACCCACAAUCUUCGUGUAUCCGGUACAAACAGAUACUUCGUACCGACUUCAUGGGUCGGGCAGAGACAGCCCCGCCUCCCUUUGUCUUGCGCAGCUCUCGACGCACCUUAGAUCAAGUAGCGUUGAUGAAUCGCGCCCGUCAGAUCUUUCUAUCCGCUGCCUCCAGCACUCCGGUUUCAAAUCAAUUCAUGGCAGGCUGCACUGGCUUGAGGGACAGUUCCGAUGAUGUACCGCCAGGGGAUCCCGAGGACUGGCGAGCAAGCGAGAGAGCGGACGAGAUUGGGGGAACCGGGGGCUUGCGCAAGGACCGGGGGCUGCCGGCCAUGCAACGCCGCGCCGCCCGCUCCCUAAAGGAUACUCCCGUUUCUGCCGUUUCGUCGUACAUAUCCCGCAUAUCCAUCACCUUCGCCAAUACGGAUGGCCCUACGGCAAUCUAUCUCACCGCGAGACCAAUGCCUUCAUGUCUGUGCACCACCUCUGGGCAGGUUGCAGAACCACAAAGGGAGUUCGAUUACAGCUGCAGCGUCAUGUCAUUCCUGUGUGGCGCGAGACCAGGUAUCUCACCAACACGCAUGGUACAACCCUCAGCUUGCCUGUUCGGUCUGAAAAUCCGCUUACAGCCAAUAUUCCAAGAUUUUCAGGGGUUCCAAGCCGUCGCAUGUAGAAUGAAUUCCAACACUGGCGACACCGCCUCAAAAUAUUCCGAGAAGGUUUGGAACUUCCUGUUGUUCGAUUCCUCGUCGCUGUACGCCGUACACCGUAUCGCAUCAACCUUCAUCGGCCCCUUUCACGCCUUUAAACCUUAUAAUUGCCAGAACCAAGUUGAAAACCAGCAAACAUUCGCCUCGCUUCAGACGUUUCACGAACAGUUCAUCUAA